CAGCGAUAGAGAUCGGAGGAUUAAGGGUGACGGAAAAGUUUUAGGGAACAAUAAAUCAACUGGGUUUUUAAGAGAUCCUGGAUUUGAAUAGCUUGAUUGUUGUUGGAAUUGCAGGUUCCAAUUGUGCUGGGUUUGGAUUUGUGAUCGGGUUUGGUAUUGAUCGAAUUAGGGGAAAUCCUUAGUGGGUUUUGGUGGGUUUUCUGAGCUGUUAAAUGGGUCCGAGAGAAUUUUUGGUUUGGGAAGAAAGAGAGUGCGGUUUGAGAGAUUGAUUGGUGAGGAGUUAAUUUGAUGAUUUCUUUGGGAAGUAGUGAUGCGAGGAAAGGGCUAGGGUUAGGGCUUGGUGGAGGUGGGAAAGAGAUGGACACUGAGCUUGAAGAGGGAGAGGCUUGCUCUUACAAUAACAACAACAACGAUGAUUAUGACGAUGCCAGCGUCGACCCUGAUAUUGCUCUCUCUUACAUAGGUGAGAAAGUUCAAGAUGUUUUGGGGCAUUUCCAAAAGGAUUUUGAAGGUGGAGUUUCAGCAGAAAAUCUGGGGGCAAAGUUUGGUGGGUAUGGGUCAUUUUUACCUACUUAUCAACGGUCUCCUGCUUGGUCUCAUCCAAGGAUUCCACCAAAAGCUCAGAGCCAUACUGUCAAAUCCCCAAAGAAUUUGCAAGUGGAGGGUGGCCAUCCUCACUUGGCAGUCAUGUCGUGUAUACCUCAGUCGGUUGGACCUGCUUCUGUUACUGGCGGAACACUGCCUGUGUCAAAGGCUCUGUUUAUGAAUGAUCCAGUCAAACAAGAAGCAUCCAUACCAUCUAACUGUGUUGAUGAAUUUUCAAUCAAGAAAUGUGCUAAUUUAGCUGACCAGAAAACAUUGAAGUUGAGAAUCAAAGUUGGAUCUGAUAACUUGUCGACACAAAAAAAUGCUGCAAUCUACAGUGGUCUUGGCCUUGAUGUCUCACCAUCUUCAUCAAUGGACAAUAGCCCUUCAGAAAAUGAAGGGAUGUAUCAUGAUAGUCAAGAUGUUUCUUUUGAGUCUCCCACUAAUAUUCUCCAGGUUAUGACUUCUUUUCCAGUACUUGGGGACAUACUUUUAUCACCUCUCCCUGAUAAUGUACUUUACUUGACUAAAAUGGAAAGGAUUCUAAAAGAUAAUAGAUCUGAUUCUGGAUGGAAUGAUGGGAUAUUUUUGAGAGAUAAGAGAGCAAAGUCAGUGGAGAGAAAUGAUUUUCCAGCAGAACGGAAAGGUGCCAACAAUAGGGAUAUUUGGAAUGAGAAUAGAAGAUCGCCAAAGAAGGACGUGGAUGUUGAUCAUUUUACAUGUGAGGAACUUGUUUCUAAAACCUUAAAGCUUCCACUUUUAUCUAAUUCAUAUUCUGCUGUUGACAAGGUAAACAAGAAGGGCAUUGUCCAUAAUGAAGUAAAGGAUGAAUCAUUUGAGCCAGUAUUCACUGUAGAGAUUGGCCGAGAGAACCCAAAGUCUGAUUCAGAAGGAAAUGUUUGGGAAGAUAAAAAGACAAUCUUUCCAGAUGAUCUUUCAUGCUACCCAAGGAUAGAUAGCCAUGUUAAAGAAGAAAAAUCUUAUGACAUAGUCAGCAUUGACCUAAACCCUUCAAAGGGGAAGAAACCUGUAAACAGAGAACAAGUAGAUGACCUCAAGGAAAAGGUUAGCCAGAGAGCUAUAUCAAACGAGCAAGAGAGUAUGAAGUCGCCCCAGGGAAAGGAGCAUGCUUCUUCUGGGGGAAAAAGAAAAUCAAAGGGAAAUCAAAGUUAUGGCAAUGUUGCUGCAGAUGUACUGAAAGAAAGCUUGAGGAGUGGUGGUUCUUCUUCAAUGCCCAAAAGUAAGAAGACUACUCAUGUAGACAAUAAUGUGACCAAAAGAGAAAUGGGUGACUCAAACUUAGAAAAGCCUUUUAAGAAGGCUGAAGAUAGGUAUAGAGAUCUUUUUGGAGACAUGGAAGAAUCAGAACAGGAGGAGAACCAAACUAGUUCAGUAGGAAUUUUUUCUGAACAUAGGCUGAAGGAAACUGAGAAGAUUGACAAAAGCAGACCUGCUCUAAACAACACAUCUAAGGAUAGAUUAAGUAAUGAGAAAUCUAAUAAGCUGUUGGCAUCAGAACCAUACACUAAGUUGACAGGAGAAGCUAAUCUGCAUCCUCCCAAUGUGAACAUUUCUGAAACAGCAGCAGCUCCUUUGUUGAUAGAAGAAUGGGUUUGUUGUGAUAAAUGUCAGAAGUGGCGGCUUCUGCCAUUUGGCAUGAAUGUAUCCAGCUUACCUGAGAAGUGGUUGUGUAGCAUGCUUACCUGGCUGCCUGGAAUGAACCGAUGUGGUGUUAGUGAGGAGGAGACGACAAGAGCUGUUAUUGCAUUGUAUCAAGUCCCUGCUACUGAAAAUCAAACUAAUCUAAACAGUAAUAUUGGCAACAAUAUAUCCAGAACACAGGCAGCUGACAUCCAGCACCCCUACCAGAGCCAUGGAAGUAAUGGUUUGCAUGCCACAUCUAGUGGUGGAAGAAAGAAACAUGGUUUGAAAGAAAUAUCAAAUGUCACUGAAAAAGAUGGACUUGCACAGUUGUCACACUCUAUGAAGAAAACUGUGCAGGCAUCAGACAGAACUGGAAGCGUUAAUGAUGUAAGUCAAUCUCCCAUAGUUGGUGAACCUGGUUUUCAAAACCUAAGCGAAUCCUGUGACUUGCUGGCAGAGAAGCACAGAAAUAAGCGGAAAGAGAAGCAUAAAGUACCAGGGCACAGUUCUGAUGGAGGUGGUGGCAAGAAUUUAAAGAUGAAAGGCAAGAGGCAUAGUGAUCAAGAUUGUUUUAGAGCAGCCAAGAAAAUCAAGCGUGAGAAUUUGCAUUUUACAGAUGAUGAUAGGGUGUCUGACCAUGCUGGGGCCAUGGACAAGGUGGGUUCUGGAUCAAAUUGUAGUUUACCUACCAUGUCAAUUGGCAAGGAUAAGCCCAAACACAAUGAAUCUUGUUCUUAUAAGGAUUCAAAAGUGGAUAAGAAAGAAAGACCUCAAGUCUCUGCUAAAGGACCAAAGGACAGAGUUCCACCUUCUGCUGAUGAUGGAUGCCUGGAUUUGGCAAAACAUGGUGGAGAUUCCUCAUUAAAGAGGAAAAUCAAUGAGCAUGAUAGUCAUAUUUAUUCAGGUUCAUUCCAAGGAAAAGUGUUAGAAAAUGAGGAAUUUAGUGGGAAUGACUGCAGGAAGGAAAAGAAGGUCAGAGUGUCCAAGUCUGAAAGUAAGGAUUCUGGGGCAAGUAAAAUCAAUGGUAAACUAGACAGAAAAGGGAGUCAUUCAAAGAACCACCAAAAAGGGCAAGAUAAAGGGGCCACUCUUUCUCGAGGUAGCUUGGAUGGUACAGAUACCCUCAAAAGGGAUUUUGGACCUGCACAACCUUCUGCUGCAGCUACUUCAAGCUCAUCUAAGGUUUCUGGUUCCCAUAAAUCAAAGCCUGGCUUCCAAGAGACAAAAGGUUCACCAGUGGAGUCAGUUUCUUCAUCACCUAUGAGAAUAUCUAAUCCUGAUAAAUUUCCACUGGCAAGAAGGAACAUUUCCAUGAGAGAUGAAUCUCGUGAUACGGAACAUUUUUCCACCAGAAGUCCAAGAAGAUAUUCAAAUGGUGAUGAUAAUGUUGGUCGUGACAGAUCAAAGACAGGAAGGACAGAGAAAACUUCUUCUGCAGCUCAACACAGGUCUCAUGAGGCUUCUGUGCUUGAUUUUCGGGAUAAGGACACCAGUUAUUUAUCUGGUGGUCAAGCUAAGCUGUUGAUUGCACCUUCACGUGAUACCAAUAAAGGCCAAUUUACUAAUGGCAGUGUUGAUUAUUUAGGCCAAGAGACUCAAUAUCCUUGUAAAUCAAAAACAAUAGAUCAACACCACAAUGAAGAAAGGCAGAAUGAUAGCAACCAUUUUAAUGCUAAUGGCUCUCAUCCAAGGAGGUCUGGGAAGGGAUUUUCACAUUCCAGGGACAAUAAUCAGAAUUUUAAACCUGAUUCCAGUGAAUUACAAGAUUCUAAACCUGAAUUGCAAGAUUCUGUACCUUUGUCUGAAGGAAAACCUAGAGAUGGUAGUAAUAAAUUUCAGGAGAAGUUUGGGAUCAAGUCUAAUCAAACAGAGAACAGACAUGCUGAGAAGAAAGAGUCUGUGGAGAAAUUUUAUAGUAAGAAUGGUAAAAGAGACAGUCAAGCAAACUUGCUGGGUCAUGAAGGUCCUGACGCAAAAGUAGACACUACCUGCAGUCAAGAUGCAAUGCCCAAUGUGAAGCAGAGUCUUAUUCAGGACAGUGAUGGUGAAAGAUAUAAAGAGAGGCUGCACCCUGACAAAACCGAUCAACUGGAAGUAGUCUCCAGGAGAGGGAAUCCACUAUCCUUACCGCCCUCUGGAAAUGUUUACCCAGUUUCAGGGCCCAAAAAGGGAUGUGGAGAUAGCUCAGGAAUCAAUGCCUCUCAAGGUGAUGAUGCGUCAAAAGUGCCAAGACAAAUAAAUAAAGCUGAUUGUCCAAAUGGAAUACAGAACAAUAGUAUAAGACAGCCCACACCAGGUGGGCAUAGGGUCAGGGAUCCUGAUGCCCCAGGUUCACAGAGAAAGGAUUCCUCAAGUCAGGCCAUGAGAGAAGCUACAGAUUUAAAGCAUCUUGCUGAUCGUUUCAAGAGCACCGGAGAUAUCCUGGAAAGCACUGGGCUUUACUUCCAGGCAGCCCUGAAGUUUCUUCAUGGAGCCUCUCUGUUAGAAUCUUGCACCAGUGAGAGUGCCAAAAAUGCUGACUCAUUGCCAGUGUAUAGUAGCACAGCAAAACUCUGCGAGUAUUGUGCCCAUGAAUAUGAGAAACGAAAAGAAAUGGCUCCUGCUGCUUUGGCCUACAAAUGCAUGGAGGUGGCAUAUAUGAGGGUUGUUUAUUCCUCGCACACCCGUGCAAGAGGAUAUCGAAAUGAGUUGCAUGCAGCUGUACGUAUGGUUCCUCCAGGUGAAUCUCCUUCUUCUUCUGCUUCUGAUGUCGAUAACUUAAACCACCCGACAGCUGUGGAUAAGGUUUCCUUCCCCAAAGGUGUAAGCUCUCCCCAGGUUGCUGGAAGCAUGGUCAUUUCUGCCCGAGACCGUCCAAGCUUUUUAGGGCUGCUUAACUUUGCACAGGAUGUAAACCUUGCAAUGGAAGCUUCAAGGAAAUCCCGGCUAGCAUUUGCAGCUGCUAGUUUGGGAGUGGCCAAAAGUGAAGAGAUUGUAUCUUCUGUGAAAUUGGCUCUUGAUUUCAACUUCCAAGACAUAGAACGAUUGCUACAUUUAAUACGGGUGGCAAUGGAGGCCAUUAGCCGUUGAAAGAAUCAUGUUGGCAAGGAUGAUGUUAUCUGUUGGAGGAGAACUUCUUUUAAUUGCAUAUCUGCUAAUGUGAAGUUCUAUGGAGAAAAGGAGAAGAGGCUGCUUGGGUUUUCGUGCAUCAAUUCUUGAUACUUACCGUUGAGAAACCAGCCAUCAUGUUUUCCCAAGCUCACUGUAAAUGUUUGCAACACAAGAUGGAAUCUGGUGCUCUUAGUUUAUAGAAUGCUUCUGCUGCCUUUUGACACUGCCAUGGACCUACCAUAUUAAUUUCCCCCUCAGGAUGGUGUUAAGGACUUGCAAAGGUUGUACAGAAAUAAUUCUUCUAAAUUUGUACAAUAGUGAGAUUGAUAUCUGAAGAUUCAAGUUAUAACUUUAUCUAAAGAUAGAAAAACAUCAUUAGGUUGAUGGGGUUGGUUGGACACUGUACUAGAGCUUGCCUUUAUACCGGCAAUUUUGUUCCCUAGGAGUUUUAGUUUUCACUGCUCAUCAUUUGUUAGUAACUAUUCACUAUUCACUAUUCACUUGGAGGUGUUCUGGGGGUGGGAAAGGUUACUUUGUGCUCCAAGGUUGCAACCACCUUUCUACUGCACAGGCUGCAAUCUGUUGGUUCGAAUGCUACAUAAACUGGGCAGUAUAGUUGGCAGUCUCAGGUUGG
Messenger RNA from Rubroshorea leprosula, 5953 nucleotides. NCBI's taxonomy places the organism in Eukaryota, Viridiplantae, Streptophyta, Magnoliopsida, Malvales, Dipterocarpaceae. The record is from the annotation of a GenBank genome assembly.